UUCCUCAUGGAACAGUGAAAGGAAGAAGAUACAUUGCAACAAUUAACAAAGAAAAGUGGAUGAUCCGCUUUCCUUCAUUUUGGGGAUUUCUUUUCCAUUUGCCCAAUGGCUCUUUUCAGGCAUUCCUGUACCUGGGUGAUUUUCCUCUUGCUAUCAGCAAUUCAUGUUCAGGCACAGAAUUCAGAUUGUGGUGUGCAAGAUAACCCUGUUGAUGUUGAAGAGAAUAACCCUCCUGGGGCUUUGAUUACCAACAUUACCACAGCUGACGGUGUCACAGUAAAAAUCAACCCAUUGGUAAUGAAUGGUGACCAGUUUGAGAUUCAGAACUCACAACUGCUCCUGAAAAAUUCAGUGGAUUAUGAGGUUACAACAGCGCUAGUUGUAGAACUACAGUGCUUCAGAGCGGAUAUGGUCGUAAAUAGUAUUAUUGUUGUAGUGAACAUUAUCAAUGUGAACGACAACCCUCCUGUGUUUCCAGAAACCAACAUCACCGUCAAUGUUCGAGAGGAUACAGCAGUGAACACAACUGUUGUGCCCCAGGCUAAUGUAACAGCUAAGGACGCUGACAAAGACACAAUAUAUUACAGCCUUACAGCAGAUCCACCAGUAGGAUUGGAGUAUUUUAACACUGAAGGAGUUAAUAACCCGCAAAUUUACUUGCGCAGAACCUUGGAUUAUGAAAAAAUUAACUACAUGCAGCUUGUCUUAUAUGCCAUGGAUGGGAAGGCCGGUGAAGCUCCACACACAGCCACUGCAACAAUAACCAUACAUGUCCUACAGGCUGACCGGAGACCUCCCUGGUUCCAGCCAUGCACUUCUUUUGGAGGGAAUAUAAUGUGCAUCAACCAGGGCUACACUGGCACGGUCAACGUCUCGGAGUAUAUGAAUGAGUCUUUGGUCUUGGAGCCAGGACCCCUCUAUGCUAUUGAUGGGGACAGAGAUUUGAAUGAAAAAGUAGAGUAUGCAAUUGCUGAUGGAAAUGAUGACACAUUCUUAAUAAACAAGGAUUCUGGGGAAAUAACAAUGAAAAAGACUGUUAACACUCUGAAGACUUUCAUGCUGUAUGUUGUGGCUUUCCAGACCAACAAUCCAUACAGAUAUUCCCAAACAACAGUGGAAAUCAAGGUUGUGCAUAGAAAUGACCACAAGCCAUACUUUGAGAAAGCCCUUUAUGCAGGAACUGUGUCUGUGGGCCUGCCUGUUCCCAGCCUGGUCAUGGAGGCUGGGAAACCUUCAGUGCCCCUACGCAUCUUUGCAGCGGAUGAUGACUUCACUGAUAAAUUCAAUCCUGAUAUCAAAUACCAAAUCGAAAACAGCACAAAUUUCACAGUUACCGUAGAUGGAUUUCUCCUGACUGCUGUAGUUUUGGAUGUGGCCUCCACCGUCACCCUUUUGGCUAUUGCUAAUGACACAGCUACUCUGCAAGAGGUCAGCACCCUGAUAACUGUAGAUGUCAAGCCUUUGGAAACUACAACCAUUCUUCCUACAGCCAUCACUACCACAGGGGCAGGGACCACUAUUUCAGAUAUUUCAGAUUUACCACCUGGGACAAUCACUACUCUUCCUAUAACACCUUCUGCAAGUACAACCAGGAAUACUGCCAUUACAGAGAAGCCUGCAACAGGCCCAACAUCUGACUCAAUCAUCCCUCCUUUUGUAACUACAACAAAGUCUCCCAUAAUCACAGGUAGCACUUUAGAACCUCAGACCGCCAGUUCUCCCUUCACUGGGAUAAGCCAAGCAACAGAUAGGACUGAUGAAUCUACUGCUGAAACAACUUUUCACUCUGGAGUAACUGAGCCUUCCAUAUCCACGGCAACAGGUGGAACGGUCCAAACUGUUACUUCAGCUUCUUCUCAGCCUGGAACCACCACCACACAUCCCACAACAGGUAUAAGCCCAGCAACAGAUAAAAGGCCGACUGCAAAUACACCUUCUCAGGCUGGAACUACCACAAAGCAUCUCGUAACAGGUGAGAGCCCAGCAACAGAUGGUACUAUAGGGCAAUCGACUACUAAGGCACCUCAGACAGAAACCACCAAAGUAACUGAUACGACUGUUUCUUCCACUGUUCCAACACCUCUCUAUAAUGGAACAACCACAGGAGAUGCAACUAGAACAACCACCCUAUCGAUAACAACUUCAUUUUCUGGCACCCAAACGACGUCCACUCAACCAGAACAGAGUUGUCUGUAUAGAGCAGAUGACAUGGUUGCUGUGGGCGCCACUUUGGGAUGUUUACUGCUAGUCACAUUAGUGCUGCUCGGACUGGUCUCCUACAAGUAUUACAAACUAAAACAAAAUGGAGAAGACAGCGAAUCUGUUGAAGCCUUGAUCAAUGGCAACUUAGAAGGCAAUGAGAAUCCUAACUACUCAGGUGGAAAGGAGGAUAAGUUGCCAGCAAGUGUGAAGUCUGAAGAUGACAAACCAGUUGCAGAGAAGCUGUCAGGCACCCCGCCUCCUUUGGAGAAAGAGGAAAGCAGCCAGGAAUCAGCAGCUUCUGAUACGAACAAGGAAGGUGCAGAAGGUGACGGGGACACAGACAGUGAAAAGGAAGUGAGAUCCAUCCUCACUAAAGACAGAAGGAUGUCAGACGAUGGCUACAAAGCAGUGUGGUUUAAAGAAGACAUUGACCCAGAAGCUAAGGAUGAAGUUUUGAUGAUUGAAAAUGACAGCGAUACAGAACAGAAAGGGAAUGAGAGUGACAGUGACAAUGCUGAUGACCAGGCUGGUGACAAUGAAGUUGGUGAUGGUGCCAGAGGUGGCAGUGACAGGUCCUUCACUCUAGGAAAAGCUCAACUCCCAGAAAUUGAUUCUACUGAUGAUCUUCAGGAUACAGAAGAAAAUGGUGUUUUUUUGUAGGUGAAAUAUUGUCCAGGAUUCUGUGAUAGAGCUGACUGUUUUAAACUAUGUUCUGACCAAGCUUCUGCAGCUUCUUCCUAUUACCUCGGCCAAUUAAUGAGCAGCAUUCACCAGGAAGGGCAGUGUGCAAUCUUGUCCCCUUGGUAAUAUAUCACACCUUCCCCAAGGAUAAAGGUGAUAGAUAACAACAUCUUGCAGAAUUGUUAGGAUCAUUCAGCUCAAGCAUGAUAAUUAAUAUACAGCAGCCAGGACCAACCCAAAACAGUUUGAUCCCUGAAGCAGCCAAUUCAAAUGGAGCCACCACCUUCCAACAUGAAAUAGCAAAUGGCUUGUAGAAGAUGUACCUGUUAUCACCGGCAUAGUGAGCUCGGCUAUGGUUGCUGCUAGUUUACUUCUAAGCAAUGGCUGCUGUUCCACUGGUGUUAAUUCUGCUAGUAGAUUUGGACUCAUAGUGUUCAACACAGAGAUGUCCAGCUUGGUGGGAUCAAUGCGGCCAGUCAUCAGCAAAAGCCAACAUCU
Zootoca vivipara (common lizard) is the source of this 3381-nucleotide messenger RNA. RefSeq names its product cadherin related family member 5 (gene CDHR5). Lineage: Eukaryota; Metazoa; Chordata; Lepidosauria; Squamata; Lacertidae. Gene Ontology annotation, molecular function: cadherin binding; calcium ion binding; beta-catenin binding. The record is from RefSeq and is a predicted model, not a curated record. Gene Ontology annotation, cellular component: membrane; catenin complex; adherens junction. Gene Ontology annotation, biological process: cell-cell adhesion mediated by cadherin; calcium-dependent cell-cell adhesion; homophilic cell-cell adhesion.